Molecule: messenger RNA, 2544 nt
Organism: Aplysia californica (California sea hare)
Lineage: Eukaryota; Metazoa; Mollusca; Gastropoda; Aplysiida; Aplysiidae
Product: acylamino-acid-releasing enzyme
Biological process (GO): proteolysis
Molecular function (GO): serine-type endopeptidase activity
Source: RefSeq, a predicted model, not a curated record
AGGAUACACUAUUCCGGUGUCCAAAACCAGCAGACUCAGUAUCAGCAUCACAGCGGAUCAGCUGAUAUAAAAGCAAUAUUUAAUCUAAAUCUAGACUCUGAUUUUUCUCACGCUCUUGCCUUUCACAACUUUUUGUCGCUGCAGUUGGUUGGAGUGUAGCUUCAAUUUAUACCUGCGCUGAGUGCUUUCUUAUUGAUAAGAACUUUUUGCAGCAUUUAGUAGCAAUUUUGUUCUUUGAUCAGACUCAGGCUCAGGACGUCUAAGAAUUCGCUGCUAGACUCCAGAUCUAGAUCUACCACCAUGGUUGUCCUGCGGCAGCCAAAAGACAUUGCUGCAAUUUACCGUGAAGUCAACUCAUAUCCUGCUGUCGCAAGUGCAACCACCAGUCGUGAUGGGAACAUUUUAUUGGUCAACUCUACAUGGUCUCAGAGAGACCUGGACCGAAAGGAAAAAGGCUCUUUCAAUAGGUCCCACACUAUUGAUUUGGCCUCAGGAAAAGUUUUAUCACAAGAUGGGCCUCAGGAAGUGAAGAAUGAGCUGUGGAAUAGAAUUUCUCCCUCUGGCAAACUGAGAGCCGUUGUCCGCUCUGGAAAAGACAAAAAGAAUGAGGAUAAACAGUACUUAGAAAUUUUUGACAACUCAAGGAAACUGAAAACUAUUGAUGUUCUUGCUUUGGAGAGACAUGGAAAAAUCAUAGGAAAUGAUGGUCAGUUUGGCAGUUUUGAAUGGUCAUCCUCGGAGGGUCAUAUUCUGUAUUUGGCUGAAAAGAAACUCCCCAAGACAGGAGGAUUCUUUGAUCCGAAAGCCUAUCAGGACAACAGUGAUGAUGAUGACAGUGGAACCUCUGGUGGAAAGUCGGAAACUGUCCAGAGGGCCAUGUGGGCACCGGAUGACGCUGGUGUUGUAGCCUGUGGUUGGUCCCAUGAGCCGUACAGGCUGGGACUCAAGUUCUGCUGUCAGAGGAAGAGCUUCAUUUACUAUUUGGACAUCCAGAAAGGAUCAGUCGAAAUCCUGAGUGAGGAAGGCAGAGGUGUGAGAUUCCCUCGCUUCAGCCCUGACAUGAGCACGCUUGUGUACCUGGACACCCCUGUGGGAGGGCCUCACAAUCAGUGUUCUCGUCUCAUCAAGAUUGACUGGGCAACACAAGCAAGAAGCAUCGUUGUAGAUGAGGUUUCCAAUGCCCUAGCUUCAGAAUUCCCUGGUAUCUUCACCUAUUCUGUUGCCAGAUCUUUGUGGUUUGAUGACAAUGUUCACCUGGCUCUGGAAACAAGUUGGAGAAGCUCGUCUGCUGUGAUUAUCAUCAAUACAAAAAGUCAAGAAGUACGUCGAUUGCGAAAAGAAACAGAAAAAGGCUCCAUGAAUUUGCUGUGCGUUGAAAAUGGCGUGCUUGCUCUCACAUGUUCUUCUCCAUGUGAACCUUUCCACUUGGUGUUGGCCCAAGUGCCUGACCUGAGUGACCUCAGUCAAGUGAAGUGGGUGUACCCUGACGGAGAGCCCAGCUCCCUGGCCUGGCUGGACUGGUCAGUGCUUACUCACAAACCCUCGUCAGACAGAGUGAACCCCAAGUAUGCUUCUCUGGAUUACGAAAGCAUAUUGUGUCUUCCAAAGCAGACAAAUAAAGAUGUACAGCCACCUCUGAUUGUGUUUUCACAUGGAGGACCAAAUUCAGUGUUUGACACGUCUUUUGUGAUGGCCACGAAUUUCUUCUGUCGUUGUGGUUUUGCUGUUGUGAUGGUAAAUUACAGAGGCUCCAUAGGGUUUGGACAGGACAGCGUCUUGUCCCUGGCUGGGAAUAUUGGAACACAAGAUGUGAAGGACGUUGAGAGUGCCAUGGUAGAUGUGAUUGCAAAGGGCGUUGUGGAUGGAGACCACCUGUUUGCCUUUGGAGGUUCCCAUGGAGGGUUCCUAACCACACAUCUCAUUGGACAGUAUCCUGAUACUUUUAAAGGAGCAGCAACCAGGAAUCCUGUCAUCAACCUUUCAUCAAAGUCCAAUGGUGCAGACAACCCAGAAACGACAUUUGCUCAGAUGGGAAUUGAGUUUGAUUACAACUCUCUGUGUGAUGAUAAGGUUCUGAACAAACUAUGGAAGGCAUCUCCUCUGUCUUAUGUGGAACAGGUGAAGACACCAAUUUUGAUGAUGAUUGGCCUUGAGGACAAACGGGUUCCCAUUUCACAAGGCAUAGAGUACUACAGAGCCCUGCGAUCUCGAGGUGUACCCAUCAGGUACUUGACAUAUCCAGGGAACAACCACAGUAUUGCAGAGGUUGAUGCUGAAGCAGACUGCAUGAUGAACACCGUGCUGUGGUUUGCUGCCCGCUGCUAGCAGUCACCCUCAUAUACUACUGGAUACCUGAGUGCCACAGUACAACAACAAGAAGCAAUUUCUACAUUUUUGUGUGCUUUCCUGUCAUAGAUAGGGUUGAUAGUCAUUCAAAGCAGCGCCCUAUUCAAAAAAAUGAAUGGAGACAGUAUUAUGUUAAAUGAACUGACCAAUACAAUUCUGUUGUCUGUCUAAUAAAUUAAAGUUGUUCCUUAAACUAUA